CCCCCCCCCCGCCGCUUUCCCGGGUCAUAUGCCGGGGGCGGGGCGGGCCCGCGCGCUGCUCCCCGCAGCUCCGCUGUCGGCCGCGCCGUCUCUCGGGGCCGAGCGGCACCGGCAAUCCUCCGUGCCCCCCGUCCGUCCCCGCUGCCGCGCCAUGGCCGCCGCCGGGGUCUGGGGGCUGGCGCUGGCCGCUCUGCUGGUGCUGAGCCCGGCGGGGGCAGUCCGGCAGGCGCGGAGGCCCAACGUGGUGCUCAUCCUCACCGACGACCAGGACGUCUGCCUGGGCGGCAUGACCCCCCUAAAGAAGACUAAUGCUCUUAUUGCUCAAAAGGGAAUAACCUUCCUAAACUCAUACGUUCCCAGUGCACUUUGCUGUCCCAGUCGAGCUAGCAUUCUAACAGGAAAAUAUCCACAUAAUCAUCAUGUUGUCAAUAACACUCUGGAAGGAAACUGUAGCAGCAAGUUAUGGCAGAAGAUUCAAGAACCAUACACUUUCCCAGCGCUGCUCAAAACUAUGUGUGGUUAUCAAACAUUCUUUGCUGGAAAGUAUUUGAAUGAGUACGGAGCAGAGGAUGCAGGGGGAGUAGGUCAUGUCCCUCCUGGAUGGAGUUUUUGGUAUGCUUUGGAGAAGAAUUCAAAGUACUACAACUACACCCUUUCAGUAAAUGGCAAAGCACGAAGGCAUGGUGAGAACUACAGUGUAGAUUAUCUGACAGAUGUACUGGCCAACAUGUCAUUGGACUUCUUGGAGUACAAAUCUAACUUUGAACCUUUCUUUAUGAUGAUCUCAACCCCGGCACCGCACUCCCCCUGGACAGCUGCUCCACAGUAUACAAAAAGCUUUCAGAAUGUCAGUGCUCCAAGAAACAGCAAUUUUAAUAUUCAUGGAAAGAACAAGCACUGGUUAAUUCGGCAAGCAAAGACCCCAAUGACUAAUUCUUCAAUACAGUUUCUUGAUGAUGCUUAUAGAAAGCGGUGGCAAACACUCCUUUCAGUAGAUGACCUGAUAGAAAAACUAGUGAAGAAGCUGGAACUGAAUGGAGAAUUGGACAACACAUACAUCUUUUACACAUCGGACAAUGGCUUCCACACUGGCCAGUUUUCUUUGCCAAUAGACAAACGACAGCUGUAUGAGUUUGAUAUCAAAGUUCCAUUGCUAGUUCGAGGACCAGGGAUAAAACCAAAUCAGACGAACAAGAUGCUUGUUGCAAAUAUUGAUUUGGGUCCCACUAUUCUGGAUAUCGCAGGGUAUGACUUGAAUAAGACCCAGAUGGAUGGGAUGUCGCUAUUGCCGCUGUUGAGAGGAGACAAAAAUGUGACGUGGAGAUCAGACUUCUUGGUGGAGUACCAAGGAGAAGGAUACAACGGCAGUGAUCCGACCUGUCCCGGCCUUGGACCUGGAGUCACACACUGCUUCCCAGACUGUGUCUGUGAAGAUUCCUACAACAACACAUACGCUUGUGUAAGGACACUGUCAACUUCCUGGGAUCUGCAGUACUGUGAAUUUGAUGACCGGGAGGUGUUUGUGGAAGUGUACAACUUGACUGCAGAUCCACACCAGAUCAAUAACAUUGCUAAAACAAUUGAUCAAGAAAUUCUAGAAAAGAUGAACUAUCGAUUAAUGAUGCUGCAGUCCUGUUCAGGAGCAACUUGCCGUACACCAGGUGUCUUCGAUCCAGGGUACAGGUUUGACCCGCGGCUCAUGUUCAGCAAUCACGGGGUUCGGGCUCGGAGGUUUUCUGCACAGUCCCUAUAAGGCACGUAAGAGCCUCUUGCAAUCCGCUCCCGCUGACCAGAUUCUCCAGUGGCUGCAGCAGGUCUGUCUCUGUAACUGCCCUUGAUCGCAGCUGGAAGACUUUCAAUGGGCUAUUCAAACCCUGUUUGGAAGAAACUCCUUGUCUUUAGCUGGUUGCCUUGUGCAAUAUGUAUAUUACAGCUGAACUGUAACUCUAAAGCAUUAGACACAGCUAAUCUGUCUUGCUCAGAUAGUUGAUUACCACCUUUGUCUUUCAAGUACCUUUUCAUAUCACAGGCACAGAGGUGAACCUAUGCCUAUGGAUCUCAACAGUUUAUUUUGUUCUAAAAAAAUCAAUAAAUGCACAUGUGAGUUGGGUUAGAUAGGCAGGUGCUAUUGCACAGUAAUGCUCACCCAUAUUCAGUGUCAUAGACUUUCUUAAAAGCUAUGUUUAAUUAUAGGUUUCCUGUGUGCUGCUAACAACAAUAGCAAACUGGCCCCAAAUAGCGUAGGAGGGCGAUAGUCAAAACCGUAGGAUCUGUCUAGCAAGUGUCUUGUGCAGAAUUAAAAUCCGUGUGCUAAAUACUCUCUUUCAAAGAGACCACUUCAAAUGAGACCAAUGAAUUUUGUAGGACAGCUUUGGUAGCUUGCAAACAGGAAUGUAAUUUCAACCUCCUUCUAGUUUGAAAUGCUGGAAUGGGUUACUAUGUACUACUGAAAAAACUCUGAGGGUUUAAUAUAGGCUUCCUAGUGAGUUAAACAAAAGAGUAUUGAGACUAACAAGUGUUCAAAUAAGCGUGCCUGUGAUUUGAGCUAACUCUUAAGUCUAUUUUAAUACACGAACAGAAGUUCUACUAAAAAAAAAAAUCCAUUAAAAAAAAAAAAAACCAGGGCACCACAGUAGAAUUGAUCUGUCUAACCUCCAAACAUCUUGAAUUGUGUCUAACAUCUUAUGUUGAUUAGAUUCUUGGAAGUAAAUUAUUUGGAAAGCAGACUAGCUAAUAAGUAAAUCAUUGCUCACUAGAAGAUAGGCUAAGGGGGCUAUUCCAGGCAGUUUAAGUGCUUCAUGGCGUGUUGCUUUUUGGUUGAGACCUAACUACUCGGAACCUGCAGGGAGUGGCCUUCACACCCGGGGACGGCGUGGCAGAUGUCUGGCUGCAGUACGUUGUCACUCGGUGUCCCCGUGGAAGGGCGAUGUUGUCUUUUCAACCCGCUGAUUAGGCUUCUCUGAAAUGCAGCCACCGCUUGCACCCAGACUUGAGUAUCUUUCUAAAUCUCGAAAACCACCCGAAUUUGCGUCAGCAUGUAACUUUUGUAUAGAUUCUUGGCAAAACAGCUUCCAGAAACACCGAAUUGUGUGUCUUUUGCAAGACAAGCUCGUGUUGCUUGUGGGCAAAUCAGCUGCGUUAUCAGGCAAGAUAACCGUUCCCUUGUCAAACUGUGGCACAAUUGUUUAGUUUUCAGUUAUUUCAGAUCUUUUACUCAAAUAGAGAGCAUGAUGAUUUCAACUUUUGUCACAUAAAACUUUCUACUAAGCAAUCAUUCAGUAGGCAACAAAGUACAACUCUCAAAACUGUGAAGGUGCAUACUGCAGUGCAUAGAGCCACAGACUGGAUAAAAGCAAUGCUACAAAAGAUAAGUUGAAUUUUCUUUGCUUUUAACUCUGAAGCACAGAAGUUGUCCUUCAUGUAGCUUAGAGUUGCUAACUUCUGUGGUGGUCUGCAGGUUAGAUUUCAUAGAGCUUUUGCCUCACAUCUAAUUCAUUGUUUCAAAUCUCAAGUGACCAAAUAUUUUCAGGAAAAAAACAAAACUCCUCUUGAAAACUAACUUCUCAGUUGGAGCAUCUGUAUAAGCGCAGAGGUGUUUGGGUAUUCAAACUACUUACACACUUCCAAAUACUCAGGAUUUUUUUCCUCCACUGCAGCUGUAGCUUUAUCCUGGUUUUUGUUUCUCAAGCCUUAGUAUUGCCCAUCAAUAACCUUCAGACUCCAUUUUGUCUUUAAAAACAAAACCAAAGUUGUUUUCAUGCUCUCAAGCAUUUUCUUGCACACUGAGCUAAAUGUAAAGUUCAUUUACGUAGUGUUUUGCUCAGAUAAUCCUAGCCACUUAGACUUGUUCUUUGUUUAAAGUUUAUUUUGGUAGCUGUGUGAAGGGUAGUGUGAAAUACAUUGAUUGCUGCACAUUAAACUCUCAACAGUUCUACCAAAUCUAGGUCAUAUGUCAAGUUUCUACUUGAGCUAAGUUUCAGUGCAAGAAAUGUGCAUUAUGUUGCUGCUUAAUAGAAAAACAAAACAAAACUUUGCUAUGGGUACACAUAUGUAACUCACACUGUCUUUUCUUAAAGUGAUCUUAAGUCAUAACAAGGAAAUAAUCUUUUGAUGAUUUCCUUUUUGCCUAAUAACUAAUAUGAAAGUUGACAGAAGGGAUACAGAUUAUUCCGUGUGUGUGACCAGACGUUUUACCCAAAUUAACACUCUUGCUGUCUGCAACACCUGUAAAGCAUUUUGUAACUAGGCUCCAUAACUUACAAACUCUCUGUUGGAGAACCACCCUGUAUCUGAAGUCUGUCACAGGUAGUAAAUGUUGUAUUAGAUUGGAAUUCAGAAUGAAAUUAGUCAGUCCUUACUUAACCAGAACGGUGGGUCAGGAAGGUGCCUGCUUCACACCUGCUUUUGCUAAAGACUGAGGAACGGUGGAGCAGGAGCCUGUAGUUGAAGGGAGAACAGGAACCAACAGCUGCCUGCCUUCCACUGCUGUUAGAGGAGCUGGUCGCUCGUCUGGUGCCUGUUAACAUGAAGCAGUUAAUUCUGAGUGCUCUUACAGCCUUGAAUGAUCAGUGUUAAUUCUUAUCCUCGAUGAUUAAAAAAAUACUAUGAAGGAACUUUGACUCUUACCCAGAUCUAAUUCCCAACUAAGUAAUUUUAGAACUAAAUGGUCUUCCUGGAUAUUCCAUUUGAUACACUAUCUGGCCAUGACUGUACCUGUACCUUGUUACUGGAGGCAUUUGUGUUAAAUGAAAGGGCCUUACUGGUACAGAGUUGGGUUUAGGUAAAAAUGUGAUCUUUUUUAAGUUUAUUUUUAAAAAAAUCAUUAUCGAAAGCAGAGCUGUGAAUUUUAAUGAUCUGAUCUGGUAAAAUAAAUACUCUACAGGUAGAAGUACAGUUAAUAACUUUAUUACAAUAUUCUAAACCAAAACCCAUUCAUUGUCAUCACCUGAGCUCAAGUGAAUACAGCUAGUAGAUGCUUACAUGGCACAGGCCCAGUAAAUUGGGCUUCUUCAUUUUGAGGAAUAAAGCUGUUACAGGGACACGUACAUGCAAACACACACCCAAAGCAGGUAUACUACCUUUUCAUUCAAGUUAAAUUUAAGACUGAUUCUACAAGCUAAAUACAAUAUUUCAUCAUAAUGAAACUGCUGUCAUUUACUGUGAUUCAAUUAAUUUUAUUUGUAUUACUCUCUCUGUACGUGAGCAUACUUUGCUGUAGCAUGUUGUGAGCAUCCUUAACUUCUGCUGUUUUGAACAUUUGUUUGGAAAGUGCCCUUCCAGAGGACCCUGUUCACUGCUGCACUUUUGGGGAAAGAAAAAAUAAACUGCCUAUCAAACUUUC
Messenger RNA from Tyto alba (common barn owl), 5341 nucleotides. RefSeq names its product glucosamine (N-acetyl)-6-sulfatase (gene GNS). The transcript is spliced from 14 exons. NCBI's taxonomy places the organism in Eukaryota, Metazoa, Chordata, Aves, Strigiformes, Tytonidae. Gene Ontology annotation, biological process: glycosaminoglycan metabolic process. Gene Ontology annotation, molecular function: N-acetylglucosamine-6-sulfatase activity; glycosaminoglycan binding. The record is from RefSeq and is a predicted model, not a curated record. The coding region runs from base 29 to 1753 and encodes 574 amino acids.